This is a messenger RNA of Panicum virgatum (switchgrass), 1594 nucleotides long. RefSeq lists its product as uncharacterized. Gene Ontology annotation, molecular function: protein binding. The transcript is spliced from 2 exons. Lineage: Eukaryota; Viridiplantae; Streptophyta; Magnoliopsida; Poales; Poaceae. Bases 113 to 1192 code for a protein of 359 amino acids. The record is from RefSeq and is a predicted model, not a curated record.
GCGCUUAUCCGUCUCUCUCCCAGUCCCAAUCUCGCUUCUCUUCAGUCUCCCCGUUUCCCCGACCAAACCCUAGCUCCCGCCGCGCGCCGCCGGACGAAUCCGACCAAUCGCCAUGGCUGCGGCGGCGCGGGUCCCUGCUCUGAUGGACGAGCUCGUCGAGGAGAUCAUCGUCCGCCUCCCGCCGACGGAGCCCGCCAACCUCUUCCACGCCGCCCUCGUCUGCAAGCCCUGGUGCCGCCUCAUCUCCGGGCCCCGCUUCCGCCGCCGGUUCGGCGAGCUCCACCGCACGCCCCCCAUGCUCGGCUUCUUGUGCAACCGCAUCGACGUGUCCCGCUUCGUCCCCACCGGCGCCUUCCGCCCGCCCCACGCCGACAACCGCGGCUGGAACGCGAUCGACGCUCGCCACGGCCGCGUCCUCUUCCGCACCUCGGGCUGGGGGCCUCGUAGACUCCUCAUCUGGAACCCUGUAACGGGCGAGGAGCGCCAGCUGCCCUUGGUGGGGCCUCUGCUCGCGCGCGACUGGAACGCGGCUGUGCUCUGUGCGGCCGGCGGCGCGUGCGACCACCUCAACUGCCACCGCGGACCCUUCCUCGUCGUCUUGGUGGCCACCGGAGACGAGCACAUUACUCUGCGGGUCUACUCAUCGGAAACUGGCUCCUGGAGUGAGCCGACCUAUGUCGCUCAGUUCCCAAAUUACAAAGUCGAUAAGCUGGCCGUGCCUGCCAUUGUUGGGAAUGCGCUCCAUUUCGUGAUUGACUCGAGCAGGAGAAUUCUCAAGUACGAUUUGGCCACACGGGAAACCUAUGUGUUUCUCCAGCCUCCUGUGUCCUAUGGGUACCAUACCACAAUCAUGACAAUGGAGGAUGGCGGGCUGGGAGUCGCAAGAAUGAAAGGGCUCAGUCUCUCCCUGUGGUCAUGGGAGGCAAAAUCCGACGGAGGCAUGGGAUGGGCACAGAUCAGAGCCAUUGACCUCGCGAAGCUACUCUCUGUCAAUGCCCACUCCGUUUGUUCUGAUUUUGUUGUCUUUGCACAUGGUGUCGGAAUCUUUUUUGUGGGCACAGAUGAUGGGCUAUUCAGUUUUGAUUUAAAGUCUGGCCAGGUGAGGAAGAUAUGUGAGGGGGAUCGCCGUUACAAUGACAUCCGUGGCGUUGUUCCCUAUAUGAGCUUCUACACUCCAGCAUUGGAAGCAUAGCCUACAGGCAAGGGAGCAAGAAUCGGUGCUUUAGGUGCAUUAAAAGCUUAAAAUGCAGAUCCACUCAUCCACAGGCUUCUCAGACGAGUGGAGAUCAGGUCAUGGUAAUGGUUGAUGGUAGAAGCUUUAUGAUGGGCCAGUUUUAUAGCAUCAGUGAGGUUAUUUGUGGCCUUAGUUUGUUAACCUUUAAGGGUUCUGUUUUUUGUUUUAGGGACUGUAUCUCUCAAUUUUUUUCAUUUGUCCAUUGGCCUUGUCUGUAAACUGGUUAACCUACUCUGCAUGCCUACUCCAUGUGUAUUCCAAGGCUUUAGCUAGGUUGCACCAAGCCUGGAAUGGAUAUGCUUAUGAGAAUGAUAAUUUGCAAUUUAAACAGUGCAGCUAUGGAAGACUGAGUCAUACUGA